This is a messenger RNA of Drosophila eugracilis, 1685 nucleotides long. RefSeq names its product venom protease. The transcript is spliced from 5 exons. The record is from RefSeq and is a predicted model, not a curated record. Gene Ontology annotation, biological process: proteolysis. Lineage: Eukaryota; Metazoa; Arthropoda; Insecta; Diptera; Drosophilidae. Gene Ontology annotation, molecular function: serine-type endopeptidase activity. Bases 327 to 1553 code for a protein of 408 amino acids.
AGAAAUUACUCGGAGUGGCUUGAUAUUCAUUAUAUUUACUAUAUAAGUGGCGGUUCCCAUCGCCGAAAGCUUUUGUCUGGGAACUGAGCUUGAACUACGCGACUUGCCUGAGAUCCGCUUAAUUAGCCAGGAAAUCCCAAAAGUGUCAACACAUCGAAAAAGUUCAAAAAUAGUAUCCAAGUUAAAUCGUAAGUUGAGCCGAUCUCAGCUCGGCUUCCAUAUCGGAGAAGCAGUUUGUUCGAGAAUUGCACAAAACAGAUUUGAUUCAACUGGCAACGGAAGCGGCGUGCGAUAAAAUCCCACUGCAUUUGCGAAAAUAAAUCAAAAUGAAGGCUUUUUUUUGGGCUUUCGUGGUUUUAUUGGAAUAUAACCUCCAGCAUGUAUAUGCUAAGACAUUAACAGGCGAUUAUAUAGACCUCCUCGAGAUCAAUGAUAAUGAAGAGUUUCAAUGGGGGGAACCUGAAAACCAGGCAUACGAAAAUCGCACAGGGGAACACAAAGUCGUUAGUUUUCUAUCACGACAUCGCCUUAACAAGCGGCAGGCUCCGACUUCGCAAUUACUAGAGAACAAGGAUUAUGGUCCGUGCAGCACUCCUAUGGGCGAAUCUGGCCGAUGUCGCCACAUUAUAUACUGUCGCAUGCCAGAACUUAAGAAUGAUGUCUGGCGGCUUGUCUCUCAGCUGUGCAUCAUUGAGAAGAGCGCCAUAGGCAUUUGCUGCACUGACCAAUCGACGAGCAAUCGCUUCAGUCCGCAGAUCGUGACCAACCCGGACACGGAUGAGCCGCGCAUUGUUAAUAAGCCGGAGCAGCGAGGCUGUGGGAUUACCACCAGACAGUUCCCGAGGCUUACUGGCGGACGGCCAGCCGAGCCGGACGAAUGGCCCUGGAUGGCAGCCCUGCUGCAGGAGGGACUGCCCUUCGUAUGGUGCGGUGGAGUCCUGAUCACCGAUCGCCAUGUCCUUACUGCCGCCCACUGUAUCCACAAGAAGAGUAAGUCGGAUAUCUUCGUGCGUCUGGGCGAGUACAAUACUCAUAUGCUGAAUGAGACGAGGGCGAGGGAUUUCCGAAUUGCCAACAUGGUGCUCCACAUCGAUUACAAUCCGCAGAACUACGACAAUGAUAUUGCUAUAAUCAGGAUCGACAGGGCCACGCUGUUUAACACCUACAUCUGGCCAGUUUGCAUGCCUCCAGUGAACGAGGAUUGGUCAGACAGGAAUGCUAUUGUCACGGGCUGGGGCACCCAGAAAUUUGGAGGACCUCAUUCCAAUAUUCUAAUGGAGGUCAACCUGCCGGUAUGGAAACAGUCUGACUGCCGGGCCUCAUUUGUACAGCACAUUCCGGAUACCGCCAUGUGUGCCGGAUUCCAAGAAGGAGGUCAGGACUCCUGUCAAGGCGACAGUGGGGGUCCACUUCUGGUACAACUACCCAACCAACGCUGGGUCACUAUCGGCAUCGUGUCUUGGGGCGUCGGUUGUGGACAGCGUGGUCGCCCGGGUAUCUAUACUCGUGUGGAUCGGUAUCUGGACUGGAUUCUGGCCAAUGCAGAUAUUUAGAGUAUACACAAGACUGUUUUCAGUUCGUCAGUACAUUCAAUUUACUUGGCAUUUAGUUUAACAAAUGCUUUGGUCUAAAUACUCUAAUUAACCUGGUAACGAUCGAUAUUAAUAAAAACUACGAACACCCGA